Molecule: messenger RNA, 860 nt
Organism: Paramecium sonneborni
Lineage: Eukaryota; Ciliophora; Oligohymenophorea; Peniculida; Parameciidae
Source: the annotation of a GenBank genome assembly
UAAAACUAGUUUGUAAUAAGGAAAUACAUCUUUUCAAAUUAGAGAAUCCAAUUCCAGAGUAAAUAAAGAAUCACAUAAUAAAAUUACAUCCUUAAAUAAAAUAGAAAAACUAUAGUUUAAUAUAUAAAGAAGAUGAUGGUGAUUUGAUCAGUAUAAGUUCGGAUGAGGAUUUAAAAGUUUUAAUGGAGAGUUAAGAAUUAAACAGUUAAGAUUACAAUAGUACCAAUGAAUUUAUGGAUUUGUAAGCAUUGUUCAUUUGAAAAUUUAGAAGGAAUCAUUUGUGGAGCAUGUUCUUAAUAUAAAGAACCUGAACCAUAAUAAUAAUAAUAUAAUUAAUCAUAAUAUAUUCCACCAUAUUAUCCACCUUAAUCUUAUCGACCUCCAUCCUUGUAAUAACCACCUUUUAUAUCUCCAUAACAUAUUUCUUAAUUUGGAAUGAUUCCUCCUUAAAUGCCUCCAUAUUAAGGAUAAUUUGGAUUUGGACAUCCUCCUCGUCAUAUGUUUGGUGGUUUUCAUCAUCAUUUUAAACAUCAUAAUCAUCAUAUAAAAUGGCAUAAAUUAAGAGAAAUUCUGAAGGAUCCUUAAUUUAAAUAACAAAAAGAGAAACUAUAAUAAUUGUUAAAGGAAAUGGACAAUAAGAAAUACCAUGGGAAAUUAAUAGUAAUAGUAUUAUUAGUAUAAUUAUUGAUUAAUUCUAUAGAUAUUAGUUAUAAUGGAAUUGGAGUGAUUUAGAUGAAUAAAGGGCAACAAGAUUAGCUGAAGUCUUAUAAUGCUAUUAAGAAUAAGCAAGAGAAUAUUUGAUGAUAUUCAGAGACCUAACAUUAAAUGAAAUAGUUAUGAUGGUGGAAAAAGCAGAAUGA